Messenger RNA from Trichoderma citrinoviride, 1986 nucleotides. RefSeq lists its product as hypothetical. Gene Ontology annotation, cellular component: cytoplasm. Lineage: Eukaryota; Fungi; Ascomycota; Sordariomycetes; Hypocreales; Hypocreaceae. The coding region runs from base 1 to 1986 and encodes 661 amino acids. The record is from RefSeq and is a predicted model, not a curated record. The transcript has 7 exons.
AUGGUGAACAAAACAGUCGUCCUGGCCUUUCUUGGCCUCGGAGCCAAUCUCGUGGCCGCAACGGAUAGAACCGUGACCGUCACGACCACCAAAACGGAGACAGUCACAGAUUGUCCCUCGUCAUUCUAUUCCGUCGUGACCAGCUGCACUUCCACCGCCACCCUGACCGUGUCCACCUCCUCGAUGGAGAGCGAGACUGGAUCCAAGUCCGCCUCUACGGGUAUAUCCACCACGGGCUCUGCGUCUUCUGGAUCGAGCUACUCGCAAGGGACGUAUUCCCCUCCCACGGCAUCGUAUAGCACCUAUGACACCGGCACUGCUACCACUGUCACCAAGACGGAGACGUAUCAAUCUGUCAAGAGCGUCACUUCUUCGACUACCGUCACGGCUACCUCUGGUGUCACCAGUGACUCGAGCCAGCUCCCUGGCAGCACGUCCUCCGCUGCUACGGAGAGCACAGGGUCGUCUUCCUCUGCUGGCUCUUCUUCUACUGGAACUCCAUCUUCCUCCACGGCCUCUGAUUCAUCCUCGUCUGUGUCCUCUCUCGCUUCUUCUUCGUCUUCCGCUGCGUCGUCUUAUUCGACGUCGGGGUCUACUCGGGAGACCACCUUCAUAUUCGCCACCACGACGCAAGCUCGUGGCUCCUCUACGAGUUCUGGAAGUGCGACCGCGAGUACAGCUGAGAGUACGACGUUGACGACGCUGAGUUCGACUAUUACGCAGACUGUGACGCUCCAUUCCAUCGGGCAGCUCCUCGGGUUCUUCUACUGGUUAUUCCACACUGACAUCCGGCACAUCCACCGAGACUUCCGAAUCUUCAACAGGAUACUCCACUCAGACAUUGACAAGCUCCUCAGUUGGAUCGUCCACUGGAUCGUCCACUGGAUUGUCUACUGGAUCUACCUCAGUGACCGGUUACUCUACCGCUUCUCAAUCCACCGGGCAAUCCUCGACCGCAUCUUCAACGGAAUCUGCUUCCACAAUCACCAGCCAGUCAACUUCCGGAACAGCCUCCACUACAAGCGGUCAAUCUUCCACCGAAUCGUCAACAGAAACUUCUUCCGGAUAUACAUCCGCAAGCACCAGCGGCACACUACCACGUAUUCUGGCACUCCCUCUUCAUCAUCCUCGGGCUCAACCCAGUCCACAGCCUCAACAACCCAAUCCGGAACCGAAACAACCGACUCCUCCGCCCUCCCCGGCACAACCCAAUCCUCAUCUUAUACAUCCUGCACCGACUCAUCUUCCCCCAUCUACACUCUCCCCAACUCAACCGCCUCUACUUCCUUCGGGAGCUACUCUUCCCAGUCAACUGCCGCUACAUCCUCCGGAAGCUACUCUUCACAGUCAGCCACAGCCUCCACCACAAGCUCCUCCUCCCAAUCAUCGUCCCUCAGCACAUCCACAACAAGCUACAUCCUCCCUUCUUCAAGCUCAAGCAUCACAACCGACGCUUCCGCCGCGCCGGCCACGACAUUUUCCACUUCCACUUUCACGUCCACGAGCUCGCCGUAUUCGCCACCCUCAAGUGAAACUUCCGCCACAACGACGUACUACUCCCCGCCCUACUCCCCACCCCCAUCUUCUGCAACAUCCACAUCUGUUUCUAGCUCAACUUCGUCCUCGGCUUCAUCUUCGACUUCAUCCUCUUCCGUCUUGACCAUCCUGACCACGUAUACCACCCAAACAUCCACACCCUCAGCAACAUCUUCUUCUUCUUCUUCUUCCUUGUCUACCUCUUCAUCUUCUGCUGCUUCUUCUUCGUCGUCGCCGUCUUCAACGACACUCUACACUUCAACCACCGCAAACACUGAGGCCUCCAGCACCGAAACCUCGACUACUGGAACCGCAUCUUCUACCAGCACCUCUUCGAAGAGCGAGUACCCCGUCCCUACUAUCCCCUCGUACGGUCCGCCGCCGUCUUACGACACCCCGUCGUAUGAGCUGCCGCCGUCUUACGGAUUCAGGGGCCGAAGGAUUUGGUAA